AUGGAUUUAAUGGGACCAUCUAGGACUAAAAGUCUAGGAGGUAAGUGGUAUAUUUUGGUUGUGGUAGAUGAUUUCUCGAGGUUCAUAUGGAUAGAAUUGCUUAGGGAAAAAUCUGAUGCAUGUGAUCUUAUAAAAUCUUUGUGUAAACGGCUUAGUAAUGAACUCAAUCUCAAAGUGUCCAGAAUGCGUAGUGAUCAUGGGAAAGAGUUUGAAAAUUUUAAUCUUGAGAGUUUCUACAUGGAUGAAGGGAUACUACAUGAGUUCUCUUCCCCUAUCACUCCUCAACAAAAUGGGAUGGUUGAAAGGAAGGAUCGUGUUCUUCAGGACAUGGCUAGGGCCAUGCCUCAUGGCAAUGGACUAGCCUUACAUUUUUGGGGAGAAGCUAUUAAUAUUGCAUGCCACAUAAUCAAUAGAGUCUACCUUAGACCCAAAAUCGAUCAGAUUCCAUAUGAGAUUCGAAAGGGUAAAAAGCCUACUGUUAAAUACUUUCGUGUGUUUGGGAAGUCAGUCAAUGUUGUGAUAAAUGAUGUUGUGAGUGAGGGGGAGAAUGUUGAAAAUUGUGAUAGGAUGGACGAUCAAAAUGGUGAUCUUAUAAGGUCUAGUGAUCCUACUGAACUACCUUUGUCUGAAUCAUUUCUUAGAAUACCUGAAACACCUGAAAAGGAAACACAUCCACAAGAUCGAGACAAAAAUCCUAAGGAACCAUCGUCUAGGGUCAAGUCCAAUCAUCCUAAGGACAAUAUCAUUGGGGAUCUAGAUAAAGGUAUGAGGCUUCGUAAGAGGGUACUGAACAAUCUAGCAUAUACUAGCUAUGUUUCACAGGUUGAGCCCAAGAAAGUAGAAGAGGCUCUUAGUGAUGAGUGUUGGUUUCCCCACUAUGUCUACAAACUCCACAAAGCACUCUAUGGUCUGAAACAAGCUACUAGAGCUUGGUAUGAGAGACUUACAUCAUAUCUUGAGGAACAUGGGUUCUCUCGAGGUAGUGCUGAUAGGACCUUAUUUAUUAGAGAUAUUGAAAAAACUAUCACUAUUGCCCAAAUUUAUGUUAAUGACAUCAUUUUUGGUUCUCCCAUUGAGUCUCUAGCGUAUGAGUUCAUCGAGUGUUUGAAGCAAGAAUUUGAGAUGAGUAUGGUUGGUGAGUUAAGUUACUUCCUUGGACUUCAGGUGAAACAGAUUGAGGAUGGGUUGUUUAUUUCACAGUCUAAGUAUGCAAAGGAUUUAGUUAAGCGCUUUGGGUUAGACAGUAAGAAGCAUACUAGGACACCUAUGAGUACUAGCUUGAAGUUAGGUCGUGAUCCUUCAGGUAAGAGUGUAGAUCCUUCACUAUAUCGAAGUAUAAUAGGUAGUCUUCUCUAUCUCAUAGCGACUAGACCUGACAUUACUUUCAGUGUUGGAGUGUGUGCUGGAUUUCAGGCAGAUCCCAAAGAAUCACACUUAAACUCGGUUAGACGCAUCAUUAGAUAUGUGAGUGGUACCGUUGAUCUAGGCAUUUUCUAUUCUAGAGAUUCUAAUCUUGAUUUGGCUGGCUACUCUGACGUCGAUUGGGCCGGGAAUGCAGAUGAUAGAAAAAAGUACGUUUGGGGGCUGUUUCUACAUGGGUAG
Olea europaea var. sylvestris is the source of this 1602-nucleotide messenger RNA. RefSeq lists its product as uncharacterized. Lineage: Eukaryota; Viridiplantae; Streptophyta; Magnoliopsida; Lamiales; Oleaceae. The record is from RefSeq and is a predicted model, not a curated record. The transcript has 3 exons. Gene Ontology annotation, molecular function: nucleic acid binding. Gene Ontology annotation, biological process: DNA integration. The coding region runs from base 1 to 1602 and encodes 533 amino acids.